AUGAAUUUUUUGCUUCAUGUUGUCUCUUUCCUCUGUAGCCUUCUGGUGGUCGUUGCUGAUUGGCAAUUUCGUUCCCGGCCAGAUUUGGCUCCUCCACGAUUGAACAUCACGGUACCUGCCGAAGGGACAUUACCGGGUUACUUGUUUGUAGCUCCUUUCAGUGGGUAUUCUGAUGUUGGAAACCUGCACGGACCCCGGCAAGCAGCUCCGUAUAUUUUCACCGAUAAGGGUGAGCUUGUAUGGUCGGGAUACACUUACUUUUCCAUCUGGAAUGCCAAUUUUCAGGCUGCGAAACUUCAUGGCGAAGAUGUCUUAUUCUCAUUUGAAGGCGACCACAAUCCUUCCUAUGGCCAUGGCCAUGGUCAUGUCACCUUCCUAAACAACAAGUACGAAACCAUAAGGGAGAUUGGUGCUGGGAACCAUAAAUUGUCUGACAAGCACGAGUUCCAGGUUCUCAACGAGAAGACUGCGGUGAUUCAAAUUCACCAUCCAAUUCCCUAUGACCUUGGUCCAUUUGGUGGUACGAAGAAGCAGCAGUGGAUCGUGAACUCCAUUUUUCAGGAAUUGGAUAUCGAAACCGGAAAAGUCUUGUUUGAGUGGUCUUCCUUAGACCAUGUAUCUCCCCAUGAAACUGUGUUUUCUAUUAAAGACGGACUGGUUGGGUUUGGCCACAACUCGAGUGAUGCUUGGAAAUAUUUUCAUAUAAAUUCUAUUGAUAAGGAUAGCGACGGUAACUAUCUUUUAUCUGCCAGAAUUUGGACCUCGAUUUAUAAGAUCAAUGGUAAGACGGGUGAGGUUAUGUGGAAGUUGGGAGGUCUCCCUGGUAUUACUUCUUCCAGCUUUACAUCUGUCGACAAUUUUACUUUUUCGUUUCAGCACCAUGCUCGUUACUUGGAGACCUCGGCCGACAAGUCUAAGCAGGUUAUUUCCUUGUUUGACAAUUCGGCCCAUGGCUCAGAGAACAAAGAUGGAAAAGUAAAACUCAAUGGUAUUUCGAGUGGAAAGAUUAUUGAAGUUGACACGAAAUCGUGGGAAGCUACUCUUCUCUACAACGCAAAAGCACCAUACAAUCUUUCUGUCAAGUCGCAAGGCUCUGCGCAAGUUUUGCCCAACAAGAAUGUAUUGGUAAAUUGGGGCUCUGAGGGUGCUGUGACAGAGUAUGAUGCAAACGAAAAAAUCAUUUUCCAUGCCUUCCUUGACUCUGGGGCUAUCGCAGACAAGGUGGAAAAUUAUAGAGCUUUCAAAUAUAAUUGGACUGGAAUUCCUAACGAAGCGAUUGCCGUUGCUGCUGAGUAUACUCCUACUGGAUCUACCAAUGUCUACGUCAGUUGGAACGGAGAUACCAGAACAACUCAUUGGAAAGUAUGGUCACUUGACAACUCCGAUAAUUGGACCCUUAUCGAUACAGUUGAAAAGAAGGGCUUCGAAACGAAAAUCAAGGUUCCGGAAGUUCACGAAAAAGUUCUCGUUCAAGCGUUGAACGAGUAUAAGGAAGUUCUUGGAAAAUCAGAGAUUGUCAAAACAACGAAGGAAGUACUCCCUUAUAUAGAAGAAGCUGAACCAGAAUCAGGCUCCAUCUUUGAAGUCGAUAAGUUACAAUCGUACUUUGAAUGGAGAAAGAACGAAGACAGCUCUGUUUAA
Messenger RNA from Meyerozyma guilliermondii ATCC 6260, 1641 nucleotides. RefSeq names its product arylsulfotransferase family protein. The record is from RefSeq and is a predicted model, not a curated record. The coding region runs from base 1 to 1641 and encodes 546 amino acids. NCBI's taxonomy places the organism in Eukaryota, Fungi, Ascomycota, Pichiomycetes, Serinales, Debaryomycetaceae. The transcript has a single exon.